Messenger RNA from Rubroshorea leprosula, 828 nucleotides. The record is from the annotation of a GenBank genome assembly. Lineage: Eukaryota; Viridiplantae; Streptophyta; Magnoliopsida; Malvales; Dipterocarpaceae.
AAGCUUAGUUCUCUCAAAGGGCUUAAUCUUUCUCAUAACAACUUUACUGGUCAUAUCCCACCGUCACUAGGGAAUCUGAUGAAUCUGGAAUGGUUGGAUCACUCUUCCAACAAGCUGACGGGGAAAAUUCCUGAUGAAUUGGUAUCUUUGACACAACUCUCUGUAUUGAAUCUUUCAAAUAAUCUACUUGUCGGGCACAUACCACAAGGCAAUCAGUUCAACACUUUUGGAAAUGAUUCUUAUGAAGGAAACCUUGGACUGUGUGGAUUUCCAUUAUCAAAAUCUUGUAAUGGAAUUGGGACACCGCCAAGCUCCUUCCAAGAAAAAGCUGAGUUCUGGAGAUUUGGCUGGAGAGUUGUGGUGUUAGGCUACGGAUGUGGAGUUGUUUUUGGACUGCUGAUGGGAUAUCACGUCUUCCGAACAGGAAAACCAAAAUGGUUUGUGUCUUUGUUUGAUGGCCAACCAAGUCUAAGUAGAAGGAAGAUGAGGAAAGCCAGAAGACUUGUUCAAAGAAGAAGCUAGUUGCAGAGUUGGUGUUUUAGACCUUUAGAUUUAAUGUUUCUUGAAUAAGUGCCCUUUGGGUUUGAAGUUUUUGUUAUGGUUGGCAAUGGUUUGUAUAAAAUUGUCAACCUUCUCUUCCCUUUAUGGUUUGUAAUUUUGUCUUUCUUUAUUGUAAAACAUAUUUGAAGGUUUAAGCUGUGAAUCUUUAUUAUGUACUUCCUUAAGGUAGUUGGUAUCAAACUGGUAGCGAAGGUAUGUCAAGUUUCGUUCUUUACAGUUUUGUUCUCGAGAUAUCCAUUAGCAGAGUCAUAAAAAUUCUUGUUUUAC